Molecule: messenger RNA, 591 nt
Organism: Penicillium subrubescens
Lineage: Eukaryota; Fungi; Ascomycota; Eurotiomycetes; Eurotiales; Aspergillaceae
Product: RNase H1/viroplasmin domain-containing protein
Exons: 3
Coding region: 1-591 (196 amino acids)
Source: RefSeq, a predicted model, not a curated record
AUGCCACAGCAUAACGAAUACUACGCAGUUUUUACAGGGCGCGUAGAGGAACCUACAAUAUUUUCGUCAUGGGGAGAUGCACACCCUCGAGUGACAGGCUGUACCUCAUCGCAUAGAGCCUUUGAAACCCUCGAAGAAGCCCAUGCCUACAUGAAAGGGAGGGGUGUGGCACAGGCUAAAACAGUGAUGAAGAUUGACGCAGGAAAAACAGCACCUUUAGAUGGGAAUGGAUUUUUUGCGGUUGCCAAUGGGAAAAGCCCUGGUAUUUAUGAUUUAUACCGCGGUAGAUACGGUGCCGAGAGAGAAGUUUCGAAGCAGAGUGGCUCUUGUCACAAGAAAUUCAGAACGAGAGCUCAAGCCGAAGCUUUUAUCGAAGAUUGGAAGGAGUCCUAUGCUGAUGUUUGGCGGAACAUGAUAAAGGAGGUAUUGGAUCAGGGCUUCAGACCUCGUGAUAUUGAAGCCUUGAGAACUAGUGGUAUGAAGUCGAUUAUUCAACAGUUUAUGUACGAGCCGGACAACCCUAUUGAAAUCGGUGAAAUUACGGAAAAGGCCAAGCAGCUUUCCCUGCAAUGCCCAACCCAUGAGAGCUAA